UCAUAAACCCUCCAGCCUCGCUGCAUCUCCACGGGCAGGACGGGGAGCUCCACGCUCACAGGCGAAGAGCAGCGCACACAGCGGCGAGGGAACUCGGAGAAGGGAGUCACGGAGGACAGUGGCCAUGGACCUGAUCCCAAGCUUUUCCAUAGAAACGUGGGUUCUCCUGGCUACCAGCCUGGUGCUGCUCUAUCUCUAUGGGACGUACUCACAUGGAGUAUUUAAGAAGCUGGGGAUUCCUGGGCCAAAGCCUCUGCCCUUUUUUGGAAAUAUUCUAGCUUACCAAAAGGGUAUUUGGGAUUUUGACAAGGAAUGUUUUAAAAAGUAUGGGAAAGUGUGGGGGUUUUAUGAUGGUGGACGGCCUGUGCUGGCAAUUCUUGAUCCAGACAUGAUCAAAACAGUGUUAGUGAAAGAAUGCUAUUCUACCUUCACAAACCGACGGAUUUUUGGUCCAGUGGGAGUUAUGAAAAAUGCCAUUACUCUGGCAGAGGAUGAACAGUGGAAGAGAAUACGAAUAUUGCUGUCGCCAAGCUUCACCAGUGGGAAGCUCAAGGAGAUGUUCCCCAUCAUUGGCCAGUACGGAGAUGUGUUGUUGAGAAACCUGAGGAAGGAAGCAGAGAAAGGCAAGCCCGUCACCAUGAAGGACAUCUUUGGACCCUACAGCAUGGAUGUGAUUACCAGCACAUCAUUUGGAGUGAACGUUGAUUCCCUCAACAACCCACAGGAUCCCUUUGUAAAAAAUGGCAGGAAGCUCCUAAGAUUUGACUUCCUAGAUCCACUCCUUAUCGUAUCAAGUAUGUGGACUAUUUUCCGCUGCACACAUGAGGCCCCUGGAGGAGUGUAG
This is a messenger RNA of Vicugna pacos (alpaca), 844 nucleotides long. NCBI's taxonomy places the organism in Eukaryota, Metazoa, Chordata, Mammalia, Artiodactyla, Camelidae. The record is from RefSeq and is a predicted model, not a curated record.